Messenger RNA from Mytilus trossulus (common blue mussel), 2918 nucleotides. Its product is annotated as long-chain fatty acid transport protein 2-like. The transcript has 10 exons. The record is from RefSeq and is a predicted model, not a curated record. NCBI's taxonomy places the organism in Eukaryota, Metazoa, Mollusca, Bivalvia, Mytilida, Mytilidae. Bases 134 to 2014 code for a protein of 626 amino acids. Gene Ontology annotation, molecular function: long-chain fatty acid-CoA ligase activity; long-chain fatty acid transmembrane transporter activity.
GAAAUGAAACCAUAUAGGGAAAAGGCGUAAGGGAAGUAUUUUUCCAAAGGCAAGAGUAUAUGUCAGAAAAGAUAACCAGUAUUGCAUUAUCAAGUCUUAUUUGGGUGCAAAUAUAUUUCAGCAUUUUUAAGUUAUGUCGAAGAGUCAAAAAGUUUUGAUGGGUGCUGCAGGCGCAGCCGGAGUGGGCGUGGCAGCAUGGAAAACUUUGUUUCCUUAUAUUACUGACGACUACCGUACGUUACGACAGACAUGGCGGGUUUCCAAUGCAAUAUGGAAGGACUUAUUGGCUGAUAAUAGACUCAUCGAUAUGUUUGAAGCAGACGUAGAGAAACACCCAAUGAAGCCUUUCAUUAUCUUUGAAGAUAAGAUAUACACUUAUGAGUACGUAGACAUGAUGGCCAACAAGAUAGCUAAUGUUGCCUCGUUAUGGAAUCUCGAUCAAUUAGAUACAGUAGCAAUGAUGAUAUAUAACGAACCUGCGUUUGUUUGGACAUUUCUAGGUUUACAGAAAAUUGGACUAGCUGCAGCAUUUGUUAACUACCAUCUCAAGUCCACUCCUUUAGCACACACUAUCAAAGUCAGCGAGGCUAAGAUUUUAAUAGUUGGAGAGGGAGACGAUUUAUUUGAAUCUGUCCUGGAAAUUAAGAAAGAAAUACCCAACACUGCUAUACAUGUCAUUGGAAAGUCAAAAACUGACCUCCCGGAUGGUUUUAGCUCGCUAUCAGAUCACAUGGUUAGAACACUGGCCGUGCCUAUAUGUAAAUCAGUACGAGAGACAGUUCCUGUUACACACCCAUGUUGCUUUAUCUACACAUCGGGUACGACAGGGCUUCCAAAACCGGCAGUUAUAAACCAAUGGAAGGCUAGUGCAAUGACUAAUAAUAUGCAGAUUAUUAAUUUUAAUGAAAAUGAUAUAGCUUAUGCAGUUACUCCUUUGUACCAUAGUGCGGCAACCACUCUCAGUUUGUUUAAUGUAAUAGGUCAAGGAGCAACGCUGGUACUCGCACGAAAGUUUUCUGCAAGACAUUACUGGGAAGAGGUCCGAAAACAUAAAGUAACUGUGAUACAAUAUAUAGGAGAAUUGUGUAGAUAUCUACUUAGAGCUCCUAAGAAUGAUCUGGACGUAGUUCACAAUGUAAGAGUAGCAUUAGGAAAUGGCUUACGACCCGAUAUUUGGGACGAGUUCAGAACGAGGUUCAACAUUCCACUUAUUGCAGAGUUUUUUGGUGCAACUGAAGGGACGGCUGGUACAUGGAAUAUAUUCAACCGAGCGGGGUGUGUUGGGAGAUGGUCUCCUUUAACGAGAGCGCUUGGUCCAGGAGGUGUUCCACUCUAUUUGGUAAGGUAUGACCCUGUUACAUACGAACCAAUGAAAGACAAAAAUGGACGAUGUAUUGUGAUUAAACCAGGGGAAGAAGGUCUCAUGAUUUCAGCUAUUCCAGAACAACUUUUCACAUUUUACAAAGGUUCAGAACAGAUGAAUGAAAAGAAGAUAAUAAGAAAUGCAUUUACUGAUGGCGAUGCAUUCUUCAACUUUGGAGAUUUGAUUUACCUAGACGGUCAAUAUUAUUUAUACUUCCGCGACCGCGUUGGUGAUACUUUUAGAUGGAAAGGAGAGAAUGUGUCGACCAGCGAAGUAGCCAAUGUACUAAGUACUUUACCAUUUAUACACGAUGCAAAUGUAUUUGGUGUCAAAAUUCCUGGCGAAGAUGGACGAGCUGGUAUGGCUGCAUUGUCACUGCACCAAGGUCAAGCUGUGACGCCAAAAAAUCUGAAAGACAUCUACCGCAAGUGUGAACACGAACUUCCGACUUACGCAAGACCAGUAUUUAUACGAUUUAUGAAAGAAUUCAUUGUAACACAAACCAUGAAGAAUCGAAAAAUUGAAUUAGUUGAAGAAGGAUUCAACUUCGAUAAAGUAACAGACCCAAUUUUUGUGAUAGAUAAUAAAUCAAAAACAUACAAAGCAUUUACUAUCGACAAUUCUUAUGAAGUGCUGCAAUCAAAACUGUGAUAUGAAUAAUCCUGAAGAAAAGAUACUCAGUUGUUUACAGAAUUGCUCACAGAAGAUAAAUAAUCUAGUCAGGUGUCGUACUGCACUGAGUUAUUAAGCAAAUUAUAUUUUUAUAAAAAUCCCUUCAAAAAGUUGACCCUAUAACGGCAGACUUAUUAAUAUAUUCCAAUACGUCAAAUAUAUUGACUCAGAAAUAUACCUUUUAUAUCCUGCCACGACAUAAUGUGGCAAAAUAGAUUUCCAAAAUAUUUUCACUUUUCAUUUUGUGUCAGUUUUCAAUUAUUAAUACUCUAUAAACUUUUUCUGAUUUUUCUUGAUUCCAUGUCAUUAUAGACCAAACAUUAGGAACAAUAUAUAAAAAUGUGCAAACAUUGAUUAUUUCACGGGAAGCUAAAAUAAUGCUUAGUACGAAAUGAUAAUAUUUGUAUCAAUAAAAUUGAGAAUGGAAAUGGGGAAUGUGUCAAAGAGACAACAACCCGACCGUAGAAAAAAACAACAGCAGAAGGUCACCAACAGGUCUUCAAUGUAGCGAGAAAUUCCCGCACCCGGAGGCGUCCUUCAGCUGGCCCCUAAACAAAUAUAUACUAGUUCAGUGAUAAUGAACGCCAUACUAAUUUCCAAAUUGUACACAAUAAACUAAUAUAAAAAUAAUACAAGACUAACAAAGGCCAGAGGCUCCUGACUUGGGACAGGCGCAAAAAUGCGGCGGGGUUAAACAUGUUUGUGAGAUCUCAACCCUCCCCCUAUACCUCUAACCAAUGUAGAAAAAUAAACGCAUAACAAUACGCACAUUAAAAUUCAGUUCAAGAGAGGUCCGAGUCUGAUGUCAGAAGAUGUAACCAAAGAAAAUAAACAAAAUGACAAUAAUACAUAAAUAACAACAGACUACUAGCAGUUAACUGAC